Messenger RNA from Myotis daubentonii (Daubenton's bat), 1072 nucleotides. RefSeq names its product actin binding transcription modulator (gene ABITRAM). Gene Ontology annotation, cellular component: filopodium tip; dendrite; nucleus. Lineage: Eukaryota; Metazoa; Chordata; Mammalia; Chiroptera; Vespertilionidae. Gene Ontology annotation, molecular function: actin monomer binding; actin filament binding. The record is from RefSeq and is a predicted model, not a curated record. Gene Ontology annotation, biological process: regulation of actin filament polymerization; dendrite morphogenesis; regulation of filopodium assembly.
ACCGGCUUUUUCCGCAGGCGGCCCCAGACAGACAGAGAAAUGCUAUUGUAGUUGAUCCCCGCGUUGACGUCAACCCCAAGCCCAAUGACUGGCGUCGGUGGGCGGGGCCUGCAGGGCCAGUUUUGCAGUGCGCAUGCGCACGCCGCAGGCCGCGCGCCGGAAGGACCGCCUCCUCCGGGCCAACAUGGAGGAAGCGCUCGGGUCUCCGAGGGCGGAGGGAGCGGCGCCCGAGGUCGCCAUGGCUACCGAGCCGGUGGCGGUGCAGUCCGCGGCGCCGUCUCUUGUGGAUCGUUACUUCACCCGCUGGUACAAAGCGGAUGUCAAAGGAAAACCCUGUGAGGACCACUGUAUACUGCAGCACUCUAACCGAAUAUGUGUCAUCACAUUGGCAGAAUCUCAUCCAGUUCUUCAAAGUGGAAAAACAAUUAAAAGCAUUUCCUAUCAAAUCAGCACCAACUGUAGCAGACUUCAGAACAAGGUCUCUGGGAAGUUUAAACGGGGAGCACAGUUUCUAACAGAACUUGCACCUCUGUGUAAGAUUUACUGCUCAGAUGGGGAAGAAUAUACUAUAUCUAGCUGUGUUAGAGGACGGCUGAUGGAAGUGAAUGAAAAUAUUCUCCAUAAGCCGUCUAUUCUUCAAGAGAAGCCAUCCACUGAAGGUUACAUUGCAGUUGUGUUGCCCAAAUUUGAAGAAAGUAAAAGCAUAACCGAAGGGUUACUGACACAAAAACAAUAUGAAGAAGUUGUGGUAAAACGCAGUAACGCCACAACAGCCACAUCGUGAGGACUAAGAUGGCAUAAAAAGCAGUGCGGCACUCGAUCCGUGCACUGAAGUACCACCGUAUGGCAGAAGCAUACUCCGCAGCCAGCCUUCUGCAGGCAAGCCUGUGUUUUUUCCCCCCUUUCUCUUGCAAGACAAGCCUUGGUUCCCAUUUGUCUUUAGCUUCUCAGAUCUGCCCUGCCAUGGACCUCGCCUGCUCCUCUUUUGCUUUUCUCUUUCUAAAAACUGACAAACAACAUUUCUAAUUAAAAACAAGCAGAGCAUAUUGGGGAAAAUUUGGAAAAGACACAA